Messenger RNA from Fibroporia radiculosa, 2448 nucleotides. RefSeq lists its product as uncharacterized. Gene Ontology annotation, molecular function: ATP-dependent chromatin remodeler activity; ATP binding; hydrolase activity, acting on acid anhydrides. The record is from RefSeq and is a predicted model, not a curated record. Gene Ontology annotation, biological process: reciprocal meiotic recombination; double-strand break repair via synthesis-dependent strand annealing. Gene Ontology annotation, cellular component: nucleus. Lineage: Eukaryota; Fungi; Basidiomycota; Agaricomycetes; Polyporales; Fibroporiaceae. The coding region runs from base 1 to 2448 and encodes 815 amino acids. The transcript has 12 exons.
AUGUUACGUCGUACUCCGGUGACCAAAGACGGAAAAGUAGUUGAUCGCCUUCAGGAGAGCACUCGCAUUAACAAACCAUUCAAACCUCCUACUCCCAUAAUUCAGCGCGAACACCUUCAGCGAAAGCGGAAACGAGUAUCGUAUAAAGAGGACCAGAAUGCUCAUGACGCUGAGAGCGACGACGCCAAUGACGGUCACAAGAAGAAGCGCAAACUCGAUAAGCAUGGUAAUCCUGAAUUGCCGCGAGACAACAAUAUCAAGCACUUCCCUGUGUAUAAGGCGAAGCCGUUCGGAGAUGUAUCAAGGAGAUUCUCAAUUCCAGAGAUGAGAAACAAGGAUGGCGAUGUCGUUCAAAUAAUUCCUUCGAACGCUUCCCUUGGGAUUCGUCCACUUGCCAACAUCAUACCCCGACCCCUCCAUGAUCCCAUGGAAGACCACGCUAUCGUUCUGUACGAUCCUACCAUCGAUGAUAAAGAAACAGAUGAGGAAAGGAAGGAGAGGGAGAAGGAGGCUGCCAAAGAAAAGGCUGCAGAGGAGGCGCGACAAAAGACCGCAGGACUAUAUAAUCCUCACAAGAGCCUCAAAUUGCUGCUGGGUGGCGGAAAUGAAAAGAGGAAGAAGAAUGAUAAAGUCGCUGUCGUCAUCGAUCCACGCCUAUGCAAGGUACUCAGACCUCAUCAAAUUGAAGGUGUGAAGUUCCUGUACAAAUGCACGACAGGAAUGAUUGUCGAGAAUCAAUAUGGCUGCAUAAUGGCUGAUGAGAUGGGUCUUGGGAAAACUCUUCAAUGCAUCGCACUUUUGUGGACGCUCGUUAAGCAAUCUCCCCACGCUGGUAAGCCUACUAUCGAGAAAUGCAUCAUCGCUUGUCCUUCAAGUCUUGUCAAAAAUUGGGCCAAUGAACUCGUAAAAUGGCUGGGGAAGGACACCGUAUCCGCCCUAGCCAUUGAUGGAAAAGGAGGGAAAGCGGAGAUGCUGGCGAGAGUAGCACGUUGGGUGGCGGCGGGAGGAAGGAACGUUUCUCAGCCAGUCAUGAUUGUCUCGUAUGAGACAUUGCGUUCACUGACCGCUCACCUAGCCAAUUGUAGUAUUGGACUCCUACUUUGCGAUGAAGGCCAUCGACUCAAAAAUUCAGAAUCAUUGACAUUCCAGGCCCUUAACGGGUUGAAUGUGAGACGCCGAGUCAUCCUCUCUGGAACACCUAUCCAGAAUGAUCUGUCGGAAUACUUCUCCCUGCUGAAUUUUGCCAAUCCAAAUUUCCUUGGCUCCAAGAAUGACUUUCGUAAAAACUUCGAGAACGCGAUUAUACGUGGACGGGAUGCUGAUGCGAGUGAUCAAACGAAGGCCGAGUGUGAGAAGAAGUUGAAAGAACUUGGAGGACUAGUUGCGAAAUUCAUCAUUAGACGCACAAAUGACCUCUUAUCCAAAUACUUACCUGUCAAAUACGAACAAGUCGUCUUCUGCGGUCUUUCGCCGUUUCAGCUCUCUCUGUAUCGCCUGUUCAUUUCAUCGCCUGAAAUUCAGGCACUCCUUCGUGGCGCAGACUCCCAGCCUUUAAAGGCAAUUAAUAUUUUGAAGAAGCUCUGUAACCAUCCCGAACUCCUUGAUCUGCCUAAUGAUCUACGAGGAUCAGAGAAACUGCAACCAGAAGAUUUUUCCGGGGCGGGUGGCUCCAGCCGAGACAAAGGCAGAAAUCAGACUGUCCGUUGUGAUUACAGCGGGAAAUUUAUGGUGCUCGAGCGCUUCUUGCAUCGCAUUCACACCGAGACAAAUGACAAGAUCGUGCUGAUCAGUAAUUACACACAAACUCUCGAUCUGUUCGAGAAACUUCUACGAAGCAAGAAGUAUGGAUAUUUUCGUCUUGAUGGUAGCAUGACCAUCAACAAACGCCAGAAGUUGGUCGACCAGUUUAAUGAUCCCAACGGGAAGGAAUUUGUUUUCUUACUUAGCAGUAAAGCCGGAGGCUGUGGUAUCAAUUUGAUCGGAGCAAAUCGUUUAAUCCUCUUCGACCCUGACUGGAAUCCAGCCGCAGACCAGCAAGCCUUGGCGCGUGUAUGGCGAGACGGUCAGAAGAAAGAGUGUUUCGUAUACCGAUUUAUCUGCACGGGAACCAUCGAGGAAAAGAUUUUUCAGCGUCAAGCAUCAAAGCAGGCACUUUCUUCGGCUGUCGUCGAUGAAAUGGAGGACGCCGAACGACACUUCUCACUUGAUUCUUUGCGAAAGCUCUUCUUGUUCAACGAGAAGACUCUCUGCGAAACCCAUGAGACGUUCAAGUGUAAACGCUGCAAGGAUGGUAAGCAAAUUAUGAAGGCGCAGGCGUUGUUGUAUGGAGAUGCUAGCACAUGGAAUCAUUUUACGAACAUGGAGCUCAAGAACAAUCACGACGACCUAUUACGAGCAGAGGUUGGCUCAUCCGAAGUCUCAUUUGUAUUCCAAUAUAUCAGCCAUUAA